Molecule: messenger RNA, 1051 nt
Organism: Zea mays
Lineage: Eukaryota; Viridiplantae; Streptophyta; Magnoliopsida; Poales; Poaceae
Exons: 3
Coding region: 176-661 (161 amino acids)
Biological process (GO): intracellular protein transport; endoplasmic reticulum to Golgi vesicle-mediated transport
Cellular component (GO): endoplasmic reticulum membrane; endoplasmic reticulum
Source: RefSeq, marked validated
GCAUUCUGGUUCUAGGGAGCCCGCAGGAAGGCACCUCUGCGGCGACCAGCGUGAAGAAAGGGGAUCGGAACGCCUCCAUCUCAAACCCCACGAAGGCACGAACCCUCUCUUCCUAGGUUCAUCGUUCCUCCUCCGCGUCCUUCCUUCCCUCCGCAGCGCGGCGCGGCGCGGCGCGAUGAUACAGCUGCUCUUCACGCUGCUAGCGGCGGAGGGCGCCGUGGCGGCGGUGCUACUCUUCAAGACGCCGCUGCGGAGGCUGGCCGUGCUCGCGCUCGACCACCUCAAGCGGGGCCGCGGGCCCGUCAUGGUGCGCACCAUCGCGGCCACCGUGCUUGUCGUGCUCGCAUCCAGUCUCCACAGCAUGGCCAAGAUCCGCGGCCACGCCGAGGGGGAGCUCGACGGCUCCGGGGUCGUGGGGCUCACCCCCACCGACCAGGUCCUUCUUGCGCGACACCUCCUCGAGGCGUCACUCAUGGGAUACUCCUUAUUCCUUGCUUUAGUCAUUGACCGGCUGCACAACUAUGUCAAAGAAAAUCGAAGGCUCAGGAAGAAAUUGGAAGAGGUGUUGAAACAGAAUAAGGCACUAGAAGAAGCAACAAAUGGAAAGCUAGAAGAGAACAGGCCUGACCAGAAAGACCUUUCCCAUGCCAAGGAUAAUUAACAAUGACAUGCGCUCAAGAAACUCCCUGCCAUCACUGCCUAUGCCUGAAUAGGAUGCCGGUCACUGAUGUUCUCCCUGUUGAGAAUUAGCAUUGGUAAAUGAAUGCUCGGUUACAACGUGCUAAAUCCUUUGCAUCUGGCCAAAUUUGUAAAUAAGCACUGGGUGAUGCCCAUCAGUAAACACAUGAUGCUACUGCUGUUAAACUAAAUGUGGCAAAUUUCAUAAUGCUAGGUAUUGUUCUCGGUAUCUAAGGUGUUGUUUGGUUGCUAAGUAUGGUGGAACGAAGUCGCUCUGCUCUCAUUCUAUUGUUGUUUGGAGCUCUCAUUCUAUUGUUGUUUGGAUUGGUUUCGUAGAGAACAGUGACUCUAAAAAAGAAAAAUUAUGUUUAAA